AGGGGGCGUCUUCGGGCGUCCCGGAGAGACCUGGGGGUGUCCAGAGGGCCUGGAUCGAGCCUCGGGCCUGCCCUCCAUCAUAUAGCUGACCUAGGUCGUGUCGUAGGUGUUGUAGAUCGUUUUUAUGGGGUGACUGGAGGGUAGGGUCUGUUCAGAAGGUUUUGGGGCCAUAUUGAGGUUUUGAGCUAUGUCCCAGGAGAGAAGGAGGUGUGCAUUCUCUGUGGAGUAUCUUCAGAGCCACCUAGAGCCCCUGGGGGUAUGUCUGUUAGGGCUGCGAAGUGUCUCCAUGGGCUGGCCUGAGGCUGCGACUAAGCCACCUAGAUGUGGUGCCAUUUAUUGGUCUAGAAGAACUUAUCACAGGGCUAAUCAGAAACCCCUUUAAAGGGCCACGUUGAAGGAAUGAGAUGUGUCCACAACGGGAGGGAGGCCAAUAUCCUGAUGCACUGAGAGGCCUACAUGGGUCUCAGAGGUCUGGAAAGUGUCUGAUCUGGGUGACAGGAGGCUGGAAGCAAAUCUGAAGGUCCUGGAACCUUUGAGGUGGCUUUGAUGUGAUUGCAGGAAUUCUCUCUAUACUUGGAGUACACUCAAAUGCCUUUUGAGUCUCUAUAAGUACGUAGAGAAUAAUAUGAAAGAGAUGGUUGGAAAUUCUGCCCAGCUCAGAUGUACUUGCCCUUCAGAAAGUAAUUCAAAUGAAAAUUGCUUGGAAACAAAUGCCUUGUCCUGAAGCUAGAAUUUUUUUCAUGUAGGUCUGAGACGGUGUGUAGGGUCACCUGGACUUUGUCUAGUACUGUUCAACCUUGAUCCACAGUUAAGAAAAACGUUUUUAGUGAAACCAAUACAUGCCAAUGUGUGGAUUUAACAGAUAUUCAAGUCCCCAUGAAUUGGUAUUUCUACUUAAGCUUUGUGAAGAAUUUUCCAUUAUGUCUUAUUUAUUUACAACAGUCAUAUAGGAAACCUUUAGCUGCUCUCAGAUCCUAGACAGGGAACCAUCCAUCUAGAGGGACCUAGCAGUGUCUGUAAAGCCUUAUAAUGUCUAAAAGCUUCAAGGAGCCAACGGAAGGUCUCCCCCACAGCAGUGGGGACCUAUCUUGGUAUGCUGUUGGAGGUUGGGGACCUCCAAGUCUGUAGCCAAAAGAUAAUGAUUGAGCUUGAUUUGUGACAGUCACUGUUCCGGGGAGCAGGUGGUACUUCCCCAGAGGUGUUGGACAGCAGCCUUAGGGACGAGCGGGGUAUUGAGUAUUGAUUGAAGAGGCUGAGAUUGAUUGAUCGUCUGGGUGGAGCAGAUUUACCGGAGUUAGGCAAAAGCCUCCCAAUGUGGAGAGGUUGGAGUUCAAGUGUGUGAGUAUAGAAGCUUAGGCCCAGCUUGAUAUUCUAUGCCACGACAGAAAUGAGCUCUGAAGCCUUUUCUUAGCAGGUGUACAAGCAAGGAAUUGGGGAGACAGAUGGAAUGCAAACCAGGACACACAGAACUAAUAAGCUGGCACUGUUAACAUAUUUUGAACACCUAGGCUAUGCUAAGUAUGUGGCUUUGAAUUUUCUCGGCUAAUCUCUGAGAAUAAAUGCUGCCCUUGCCAUUUUCAAAUAAGCACACUGGGUAGUGUAGAGUUAGGGAGUAUGGACUUUCUAAGAAUUUGGAGAUUGGAUAUUGUUUUCAGAGUAGCAGAUUUAAUAGCAGUGGAACAUUCCAGCUGUACUGUUCGUAUUUUCUGAAGCCCUAAUCAAGAUGUUCGCCAGCCUGAAGAUUCCUGAUUGGGCACUGAAAUCCAAGAAUUUCCGAGGCUUUGACCAUGCUUACACAGCACAGGCAUUUGGGUGAUUGGCAAGUGCCCCGUUGGGUUGGUGGCGACUGUAUGCCUUUCUGAAGUUUAGCCUUUUCCUUUUAAAAGUGGCCUACUGGACUUGCAGGUUUCUCUGUCAUGAUUCCAUCUUGUGCAUGUAAAUAACAAUUCCUCGGUCCUUCACCAUUGAGGACGAUGGAUGCUCUAUGAAGCUGUGUGGUAGCUGACAUUCUGUGCCAUCAGCACACUGGCACCUACCUCUUUGGGAAAGGUGACCAUGGAGGAAGAAGAUGAGUCUCGAGGGAAGACGGAGGAGUCAGGCGAGGAUCGUGGUGGUGAUGGCCCACCUGACAGAGACCCUACACUUUCUCCUUCUGCCUUUAUCCUGCGAGCCAUUCAGCAGGCUGUGCGAAGCUCCCUCCAGGGGGAUCUGCCAAGUGAUAAAGAUGGCUCGCGGUGUCACGGCCUUCCGUGGAGGCGCUGCCGGAGUCCACGGUCAGAAUCCCGGCCUCAGGAGUCAGGGGGCACGGACACGGCCACUGUGUUGGACAUGGCCACAGACAGUUUCCUUGCGGGACUGGUGAGCAUCCUAGACCCCCCAGAUACCUGGGUUCCCAGCCGCCUGGACCUGCGGCCUGGCGAAAGCGAAGAUAUGCUGGAGCUGGUGGCUGAGGUCCGAAUUGGGGACAGAGACCCCAUCCCUCUCCCUGUGCCCAGCCUGCUGCCCCGUCUCAGGGCCUGGAGGACAGGCAAAACGGUUUCUCCACAGUCCCACUCUUCUCCACCCACCUGUGCCCACCACCUCCUAACCUUGGGCACUGGGGAUGGGGGCCCCGCCCCCCCGCCUGCCCCCUCCUCUGCCUCCUCCUCUCCUUCUCCUUCCCCUUCCUCAUCUUCCCCCUCUCCUCCUCCUCCCCCUCCUCCCCCUGCGCCCCCAGCCCCGCCUGCCCCCCGAUUUGACAUCUAUGACCCUUUCCACCCCACCGAUGAGGCCUACUCCCCACCGCCGGCUCCUGAGCAAAAGUAUGACCCCUUUGAGCCUACCGGCUCCAACCCCAGUUCGUCCGCGGGGACCCCUUCACCGGAGGAAGAGGAGGAGGAAGAGGAGGAGGAGGAGGAAGAGGAGGAGGAGGAGGAAGAGGAAGGUCUGUCGCAGAGCAUCAGCCGCAUCUCAGAGACCCUGGCUGGCAUCUACGAUGACAACAGUCUGAGCCAGGACUUCCCAGGUGACGAGAGCCCCCGCCCCGACCCCCCGCCUCCGGCCACGGGGCCCGGGACUCCGCCCCAGGCGGACUCCACCCGCGCGGAGGGAGCCACGCGGAGGCGCGUCUUCGUGGUGGGCGCCGAGGCCGAGGCGUGCCGGGAAGGCAAGGUCUCCGUGGAGGUGGUGACGGCUGGGGCCGCGCUGCCUCAGGCCCUGCUGCCCCCCGCGGACUCGGAGAUCGAGGAGGGGGAGAUCGUGCAGCCCGAGGAGGAGCCCAGGCUGGCGCUGCCCCUGUUCCGCGGCGGGCGGCCGGCCCGGCCUCCUCCGGCUCCCGCGGCCACGGCCGCGCCCGCCCCGCCGCCGCCUCCGCCUGCUGCCGCUGCCGCCGCCGCUGCUGCCGCCGCCCGAGCCCCGGAGGGCGACGACUUCCUGUCCCUGCACGCUGAGUCGGACGGCGAGGGCGCCCUGCAGGUGGACUUGGGGGAGCCGGCGCCUGCGCCCCCUGCCGCCGACGCCCGCUGGGGCGGCCUGGACCUACGCCGCAAGAUCCUGACCCAGCGGCGGGAGCGCUACCGCCAGCGCUCGCCGUCCCCGGCCGCCGCCCCUGCGCCCGCGCCCGGCGCCGGCCCGCCUGCCCGCAAGAAGUCCCGGCGUGAGCGCAAGCGCAGCAGCGAGGCCAAGGAGGCCGCCCCGGGCCCCGGCGCCCCGCCGGCCCCGCCGGCCCCCGCCUCGCCCUGGGACAGCAAGAAGCGCCGCUCCCGCGACCGCAAGCCCAGCUCUCACGCCGCCGCCUCCGCCCGCCGCCGCUCCCGCUCCCGCUCCCGCUCGCGCUCCGCCCGCCGCCGCUCGCGCAGCUCCGAUCGCCGGCGCGGGGGCCGCCGCUCGCGGUCCCGGGAGAAGCGGCGCCGGCGGCGGCGCUCAGCGUCCCCGCCGCCGGCCACCUCGUCGUCGUCAUCCUCGCGCCGGGAGCGGCACCGGGGCAAGCACCGUGAUGGCGGCGGCAAGAAGAAGAAGAAGCGCUCGCGCUCCCGGGGCGAGAAGCGGGCGGCCGACGGGGGCGAGAAAGCGGCGGGAGGCGGCGGGCCGGCGGCGAGCUCGGCCGAGCGCGAGGGCCGCCGCCGCGGGGCCGUGCCGCCCUCCAUCCAGGACCUCACGGACCACGACCUCUUCGCCAUCAAGCGGACCAUCACGGUGGGCCGGCCGGACAAGCCCUCGCCGCGCGGGCCCUCGCCGGGCCCCGCCGCGUCGCCGCGGCGCGAGGUGCUGUACGACUCGGAGGGCCUGAGCGCCGACGAGCGGGGCAAGGGCGGCGACAAGGAGCGGCGCCGCGCAGGGCCCGCCGCCGCCGCGUCCUCGUCCUCCUCCUCGCGGGACAAGGGCUCGCGCCGCAAGGGCCCGGACGCGGCUGAGCGCGAGCGGGAGCGCGACCGCGACCGGCCGUCCAAGAAGGCGCGGCCCAAGGAGGCGGCGGCACCGCCCGCCGGGCCCCCGAAGUCGGCGGCCAGCAGCGGUUCGGGCUCAUCUUCGUCCUCGUCGUCCUGCUCGUCGCGGAAGGUGAAGCUGCAGUCCAAGGUGGCCGUGCUGAUCCGCGAGGGCGUCAGCAGCACCACCCCGGCCAAAGACACCGCCGGCCCCGGCUCCAUCGCCGUCAAGUUCAGCCGCGACCGCGAGAGCCGCUCGCCCUUCCUCAAGGCCGACGAGCGGGCGCCCGCCGACGCCGCCAAGGCCGCCGCGGGCAGCGCCAAGCCCAAAAAGACCAAGGCCAAGGCCAAGGCCGGGGCCAAGAAAGCCAAGGGGACCAAGGCGAAGACCAAGCCGUCCAAGACGCGGAAGAAGGCCCGCAGCGGAGGCAGCGGCGCGGCCGGCGGCCCCGGAGCCCUGAAGAAGUCUAAGGCGGACAGCUGCAGCCAGCCCGCCGGCCCCAAGGGCGCCGAGGAGACGUCCUGGUCCGGGGAGGAGCGCGCGGCCAAGGCCCCCAGCACCCCGCCGCCCAAGGCCGCGCCCCCGCCGCCCGCGCUCACCCCGGACUCCCAGACUGUGGACAGCAGCUGUAAGACCCCCGAGGUCUCCUUCCUGCCCGAGGAAGCUGCGGAGGAGGCUGGGGGCCGGGGUGGGGAGGAGGAGGAGGAGGAAGAAGAAGAAGAGGAAGAGGAGGAGGAAGAGGAGCAGCAGCCUGCCACCACCACAGCCACCAGCACAGCCGCGGCUGCCCCCAGUACUGCCCCCAGCGCGGGGUCCACAGCCGGAGACUCGGGGGCGGAGGACGGGCCAGCCGCCCGCGUCUCCCAGCUGCCCACGCUGCCCCCACCCAUGCCCUGGAACCUGCCGGCUGGUGUGGACUGCACGACCAGUGGUGUCCUGGCCUUGACUGCACUUCUCUUCAAGAUGGAAGAAGCCAACCUGGCGAGUCGAGCAAAGGCUCAGGAGCUGAUCCAGGCCACCAACCAGAUCCUCAGCCACCGGAAGCCCCCCUCCAGUCUAGGGGUGACCCCAGCUCCUGUACCCACCUCUCUGGGUCUGCCCCCUGGCCCCUCCAGCUACUUGCUUCCUGGCAGCCUCCCCCUGGGGGGCUGCGGCUCCACCCCUCCCACUCCCACUGGGCUGGCAGCUGCGUCUGACAAGAGGGAAGGCAGCAGCAGCUCGGAGGGACGUGGGGACACAGACAAGUAUCUGAAGAAGCUGCACACCCAGGAGCGUGCGGUGGAGGAGGUGAAGCUGGCUAUCAAGCCGUACUACCAGAAGAAAGACAUCACCAAGGAGGAAUACAAGGACAUUCUGCGGAAGGCAGUGCACAAGAUCUGCCACAGCAAAAGUGGGGAGAUCAAUCCGGUGAAGGUGAGCAACCUGGUGCGGGCCUACGUCCAGCGUUACCGCUACUUCCGCAAACACGGGCGCAAGCCGGGGGAUCCCCCAGGACCCCCCCGGCCAUCCAAGGAGCCAGGACCCCCUGACAAGGGUGGCCCAGGCCUGCCCCUGCCCCCUCUGUGAGCCCCCAUCUGUCCCUCCUGCCCCUUGCCUCUUUGAGAUUCUGGACAUAUUUAUGGCUCCACCUCCCCACUCCCCUCCCCCGUCAGUGGGAUGACUGGGGGAGGGUUGCUGCAGGGAAGAGGAGAGCCCCCUGCUCCGCCCAGCCCCCUACCCACCUCCUCCGUGCCCAUGCCGGCCCCAUUGCCCCUUCCUUGUUCGUGCCCAGUUCCCAGUUUCAUUAAAGAUUUCAUGAAAUGUA
This is a messenger RNA of Dipodomys spectabilis (banner-tailed kangaroo rat), 6208 nucleotides long. It is a transcript of the gene Scaf1, whose product is annotated as SR-related CTD associated factor 1. Gene Ontology annotation, molecular function: RNA polymerase II C-terminal domain binding. The transcript has 11 exons. The record is from RefSeq and is a predicted model, not a curated record. Bases 2056 to 5970 code for a protein of 1304 amino acids. Lineage: Eukaryota; Metazoa; Chordata; Mammalia; Rodentia; Heteromyidae.